Messenger RNA from Scutellospora calospora, 318 nucleotides. The record is from the annotation of a GenBank genome assembly. Lineage: Eukaryota; Fungi; Glomeromycota; Glomeromycetes; Diversisporales; Gigasporaceae.
AUGAAACGUAAGAAUGAUGAUAAACAUAAAAUUAAUAAAAAACUCAAAUUUACUUUUCCAACAGAGAUUAUUCGAUUGAUUAUUCAAAUAUAUGAAUUUGAAGAUUUGGAAGAAUUAAUAAAUAUUGCUUUAGUAUCAAAAUUAUUCAAAGAGUUAAUUAAGGAAUUAUUUGUUAUAAUUUUUAUUGUUGGAGAAUCAUGGAUGCUUUACAAUCCUAAACCGAUUUAUAAAUAUAAAGUUAUAAGAAAUGGUAUUUCUCAUGAAUUGACUAAAAAAAGAUGUGGUAAUUUGAGAUCAAUAUAUUAUGAUUGGAGGUAA